Messenger RNA from Betta splendens (Siamese fighting fish), 3256 nucleotides. RefSeq names its product interleukin-6 receptor subunit beta-like. Gene Ontology annotation, molecular function: protein binding; cytokine receptor activity. The transcript has 17 exons. NCBI's taxonomy places the organism in Eukaryota, Metazoa, Chordata, Actinopteri, Anabantiformes, Osphronemidae. Gene Ontology annotation, cellular component: external side of plasma membrane. Gene Ontology annotation, biological process: cytokine-mediated signaling pathway. Bases 560 to 2869 code for a protein of 769 amino acids. The record is from RefSeq and is a predicted model, not a curated record.
CGUUGAAUUUUAAUGUAAAUAUUUGGUUGACCCUUUUGGUUAAUCAUGUAAAUGAGCGCUAGAUGGCGCUGUGUGAGCACAAAAUAGGGUUUGAGCGAAUGUAAGGUAAAUGUCAUCAGAGACGCGGAGGAGAUUGUGCUGAAUUUGUAGGGCAAUGCAAACGUGAACUUUAUUAUAUUUUAAUUGCAGGUCAUGUUUAUGUUCAUUCGUUUAAUGUACGGAUAUAUCUGUGACAGAAUGUGACCUUUGAGACCGAGUCUGAUUGGUCUGAGCUAAUUAAUUAUCAUUAAGUACAUGAUGUUAUAUUAUUCGUCGCAGCGCCUUUUUGAGACUCGAACUUACCUUUAUUCAUCUUAAAGCUAAUUUAUUUGGCCUUAACUACGCUACUUCCUAAUUAUAGGUGUGAUGCAGCCAGAUAAUUAAUGCGUAACGACUCCUCCUGCCAGCGCAGGACCGCUCAGAUAGACUGUAAUUGAUCGCAUUCUGCAGGCAGCGGACAAGUUACUUCACUUCCUCUUGGCUCCAGUUGGACCAACUUUAGGUGGAUGUUGUCUCAGAAAUGCGUCCCUUUGUUGCCCUGGUUCUUCUGGCUGCACUCUCCUCCGUCUGUGCGGACCGACAGGCGAACUCCUGCAGCGUCGUCCCCAGAGACCAGUACCUUGAGUAUGGACGGGACACGGAGGUGGUGUGCCGGACCUCGUGCCUCCCCGGCCCCGUCUCCUGGACGCUCGGCGACAGUCCCGUGGCCCAAAGCCUGUCGAGGAGCGUGAACUCGACCCACGCGGUGCUGACGCUGAGGAACUUCACCCGCGGCGACGCGGCGCUGGAGUGCCGCAACUGGCACACGGGCCUGGUCCUGGGGGGCACGUACAUCCGGACGUACCACAGACCCACCAACCUCUCGUGCGUGAUACAUCCUGGGAGCCCGGAUGAGAGGGGGGUCGCGCAGCUGCUCAGCUGCCGCUGGGAGCAUCGCGACGCGCCGCCCAGCACCAACUACACUCUGCUGUACGCCCGCAGGUCCAAACCGGAGGACGAGGCCGUCUGCCGCUCGCGGGCGACGCGCUGCACGUGCCCGAACAGACUCCGCGUCAGCGUGGACGCCUGGCUCGCGGUGAGAGCCGCCACCGAGCACUGGGAGGCGGUCUCGGACCGGGUCGUCUUCAAGCCCCACGAGAUCACGAGGAUCAGCCGCCCGUCGGUCAACGUGACCGCCUCCCCCGACCGAGUGGAUGUGACGUGGAACCAGUCGAUGCCCUCUGUAACGUGUCACUGUCAAGUCAGAUACGCAAAGACUGUUAAUGGUGAAGUUCUGGAGCCGCAGGUGCUGAACAAGACCCUAGAACCUCGACAGGCCGGGGUCCAGACCCUCGAGGACCUGGAUUCCUGCAGCAACUACAGCGUCCGGGUUCGCUGCGCGUUGGACCGGGCCCCGUGGAGCGACUGGAGCCGUGAGCACACGCUUGAGACCGGACUCAGCAAGAGACACGUGAGGCUGCGUCUAUGGAGGACGAUAUCGGACCCGGGGGCAAACGGGUCGAGGAAGGUCCGCGCCCUGUGGACGGAGGUUCCACCGAGCUGCCGGGGCUCGUUCACCUACGCGUUGGGAAAGGCCUCCUACGCCGACGCCGACCCGACGCCGGUUCCGUGCGGCCGCCCGCCCUGCGUCCUGGACGUGGACCGGCGCGCGCACACUUUAAACCUGGGCGUGUGGGAGAACCAGCGCCUGCUGGCGGAGGACUCUGUCUACGUCCCAGCCUCUGCAGAGACAGACCUGCCGCAGGUUACGGACGUCCGGACCUCGAGCCUGAACGGCGCCAUCCUGGUGACGUGGAGCGCUCCGGCUCAGCCCGUCAGCGGCUACGUGGUCGACUGGACCCACCGCGGGCACCGCUUCGACUGGACGGAGAGCGGAACCACCAGCGCGGCGCUGUCCGGCCUCCUGGAUAAGAAGCCGUACGACAUCACAGUCACGCCCCUCUUUGACAACAAAACGGGUCACGGCACCCAGGUUCUGCAGAUCUGCUCCAGAGUCGGAGGUCCGGGGAACGUCACGGUCACCAGCGUGGACCCAAACGACAGAACCGCCUCCGUGGGCUGGAGCACGACGUCCCAGGAGGAGUGCAGCGGCGACGUCAUGGCCUACGUCGUCCACUACGGCGCAGAGAAGGGCCCGGCGCUCAACGUGACUGUGGACGGCACCAGGCGGAGCAUCGGUCUGAAGGAGCUGGAGCCGGACACCCAGUACAGCGUCCACGUGGAGGCCUGGGCUCUGACGGGCAGCACCACGAGCAGCAGGCGGCUGUUCAGAACCAAGCGCUACGAUUCCAGGCUGCCUCUAGCGCUCGGCGUCUGCGGCAGCAUUGUCAUCGCGCUCGUGUUCUGCGUCGGGCUCUUCUGUGCCGUUCAGUGGAAGAAGUUCAGCGAGAAGCCGGUUCCAAACCCAGGCCUCAGUUCCUUACAGUUGUGGUCACCAGCAGGUCAAAAGGAGGUCGGCUCCUUGCAGCCUUUCAUCACUCCCUCUGAAAGCCUUGUGGACCACAUCUACACAGAGGGACCUCAGAGAGCACCCACCUCCCCGGUUAUUGUUACAGCUACGAGCUGUAACAAUAACCUCGCCCGUAAGACGGACGACUACGCGGACCCAGCUGUCGCUGUCGCCCCAGACCUGCAGGGGGAGGGGUCACGUGAACGGGUUUUCUGCUCCUCGGGGGAAUCCACGGCCCUGCUGCCGUCGGGGAGCGGCCCGCUCAGCCCGUAUCGGAGUCAGAGUUCUGGGGAGGCGCCGACCUCACAGUGCACGCGUGCUCCGGCGCCGGUGACCGUGUACAUCACUCUGGAUAUGUGUGACCAAGGGCAGAGCAGGUGAGACACAGGAAUAAAACCGGAGUCCGCUGAAGACGUGCGUGGAACUGUGUGACGUUGUGUUGCUUGGUGCCGUUUCCAUUGUCAUCAAGUAAAUAGUUAAAAAUAAGUUAAGGUUCUCAUUUGGGUUCAGCAUCAACAGAACAGAACAAAUGUUAAUUUAUUCAACUUUUCGUUUACUGUUUUAAAUGUGUUCCACAGGUAAAUGUAAAUAUGUACAGUCUGUAUUAUAUUAUAUCAAGACUCUGUCCAGUUUGUGCUGAAAGGGUUCGCAAAUAUAAAUAGAGCAGCUGCUAUUUGUUGUAGGAUUAUCUGUGUAUUAUUAUAAUAUUGCCUGUGCAUUGUUGAUAGUAUCGGUUGUUAAAACAAUAGUAAACUUCCCUGAAACUAA